Messenger RNA from Vitrella brassicaformis, 3278 nucleotides. The record is from the annotation of a GenBank genome assembly. Lineage: Eukaryota; Vitrellaceae.
GUGGGGUUCACCGGGAUUCACGGACACACACGUUGCGUGUGUCGGCAUUUCACAAUGCUGCAUGUACUCAAGGCCGUACCCAGGACCCAGGACGUAUCGUCGGGUCGUCGAUUCAUUUAUGUCGCAAGCAGGACGACAGGCACAUGUAGAAUCACAUCCACAUAAACAUACAUACAUACACACAUACACACAUACACAGACAGGCAGACAGACUCACUCCCGCUGUACAAGAUUCACACCCACACUCCCGCUCCCAUAUAUCAAAUUAUCACGGAGCAGCCACGUUCGCUCGCCAGCCCCCGUCGCCACCAUUUUAGGAGGCAGGGGGGGCGAGCAUGCUGUCUCUUCUGCCGCCAUCCACCCAUCCAUCAACGGCCCAACUCAGCUGCUCAUCCCACAAGCUGGGCUGACUCACUUGUGGUUUCCCCGUUGAAGCGUCCAGUCCGGCAUGGGGACGGUCCUGUAUUGGCUGCCGGUGCUCGAUCCUGCCCGACUUGUGCUGGGACUGGAUGGACGAUUCAGCUUGUUGGUACUAGAGGCUGCAUUGCACGGCACCCAUCCAACACAGCACAACCACACGCAGACAGACAGAUACUCAGAUGCACGCUUGCGGGCAAGUAGGUGGGUGGGUGCUUACACGAGCUGCUGCCGGGCUUUUUUAUGUCAUCAUUGGAGACGCCGAGUGCCUUGGCGAUCUCGUCGUGACUGUCGCGCUGCAUGGUGCUCUCAUGGCCGCCAGGACCUGAAUGUGGGCACCACGGAGAAACAGUGAGCAUGACAAGCCCACACUUUCAUGCACGUGUGCUUGAUAUGGUCACCCACCGAGCUUGAGGUUGGCGGGCAGGAUGGACUCUGAUGGGGGUGGCGUCGCAUCCUCGGGGAUCUGUGCUUCGCCACCGAUGGACACCGCACUCCCAGCUGGCGGCCUUCAUUCAAAAUGACACCACACACACACACACACAUGUGUAUAUCCAUGUAUGCUGCCAUGCCAUUGACGGUGUCAACGAUUGCCAUCUUCCCCAGUCCUCACAUUUGCUCAUCGGCCGUCUCGUCGUCGGUCAAGUCAAUUUCUUCCUCUGUAUCCUCCGCAGCAGAUUGCUUUUCCUGCCCCUUCUGGGCGUCCUCGUCCGACUUGGGUGCGAUUGGUGCCGGGGGUGGCGGGCGGCCGCCGUCCGCUGCCUCGUCGCCCUGUGCGUCCGCAACCGGCUCCUCCAUGGUCUGGUCGUCACUUGCCUGUGGAAACGCGGGCAGACGGAGUGCGAGGCGUGUGGGAUGAUGGGUGGGUCAUUCCCAUGCACCUACAUACCUGCAGCAUCUCAGCCUGCUUGCCUUCGUCGUCGUCGUUGUUCGCCUCCUCCCUCUGCCGUUUCUUCCUCUGCUGGCGCCUCUCUUUCGGGCUCAUGGUUUCCUCUUCGUCUGCCCGGGACACGCACCACACAACACACACAAGACAUCAGACAUGCAUAGAUACAUCUGUCACUGUCGUGCGCACCGUCGUCGGCUGCCACGUGUGCUUGCAAGUCUGGGUCAACGUCCCUGGUCCGCUCGCUCUUGUCCUUUUUUUCCUUCUGUGCCUUCUUCCUCUUCUCUCGUGGCGGCGGCCCCCUCUUCUCCCUCUCGCCGUCUUCCCCGCCUUCUGCGUCACCGUCGUCGGCGCCCAUACUCAUCGCCACGUCGUCAAGCUCUUCGUCACUCAGCAAAAUCUGCCAACCGAUCGACAACGAUGCAGACAUACGUGUAUAUGGGUGCAGGGGGAAGGAGGGGAAUGUACCGAUCCGUCCGGCCCGAUCUGGUCCGCAGUGAUGAACGUGGCGUCGCGGAGCUCUUCGUCGGAGAUGGUAGGCGCGGUCCCUGUACGGCGACUGCUGAACGGACCUCCGCCCCUGAGUGACACCAACACAUGCACCAACAGACGUACAGCAUACAGAAAGGAAGGAUGUGUGCGCAUGUCCUCACCCUUGUGCCACGGGGCCCUCUCUGCCUCUAGCGCGAGCCAAGUCGCCGAACACGGUUUCGCUGAGUGGUCUGUAGUCCGAGUUCAUGUGGGGGUUGCCCUGCCGGCAACGCACCUCAAGAGGGUCAUUACACCUACACACGGACAGCAGUGCCAGUCAGCCAACAAAUAGCCAUACACCGACAUGACAAGAAGGUACCAUGUAUUUUGCUGCGAUCGUGGUGCGUUGCCAGUGCCGGGGCGGUUCUGAAGGGCUUCAGCAAAGCCGCCAGAGGGCGGCCCCAGGCCGCCGAAAGGACCCCCCCUACUCCCGCUGCCACCCCCUAUGUCGGCUGAGCCCAUCGGCAGGUCAGACGCGCCACCGCGCGCCUGCAUGACACGUAUGACCCAGUAACACUCACAUCGAAAUUGUGUCAAAAAUCAUGGCUAUCUGUCGCACUGCACCGCACCUACCUGCAUAGCUUCUACAUUGGGCCGUCUUCGUGACGAUGACGGCGUCCUUCCUGCGCUGGUGGGCUCGAAGCCCUCGAUGGACGGCUCGGUAGGCUGGCGCGGUUGAUUGAUGUUUGGAUUCACACGUGCAGGAACACAGGCAGACAGAGAUAGAGUUGCCUCCAAUCUCCAAGUGAGUGGAUGGAUGCGUGCAUUGUGGUCGGUUGGUGUGCUGCGCCUGCCUGUCUGUUGCCGAAGAGUCCUCCCCCUCCACCUCCACCUGCGCCCAAGCCGCCCAUCGAAGGGCCACUGGGAUUGGGAUUGCGCGACUUGGCGAACUGAUUCACAGCACCUGAUCAUACGUGACACGCCGGAUCUGUGGUUGGUGCUCUCGCAGUCGGCUUCCUUGUCAGAUGCAUUUCUCACCCAGGAUUGGCGCCACGACGCUCUGUGACGGCCCAGGGAUGGCGCCGGCAACCAUCUGACCAACGCCCUGCAGGCAGCAACACACAGCCGCAAACAACCAAACUCAUUUGAUCAGGCCAUUGAUGCAGGAUCAUCCCGUGGCUUCUCACUUACCGAUGCAGCCUGAAGGACUCCCAAGGCGCUGCCGUCGCCCUUGCCGAUGCCCUGGAGCUCCCUCCCAUGCUCCAGAAAACCGCCGUCCACACUGCUUGCUGCUCCGUCGCUCAUCGGCGGCUCCUCGGGCAUCUUGACGGCCUCGUACCAUGCUGAUACCGGGUCCAGCAGGCCGAGCAGGGCCAGCAGACCAAGCACGACCAUGACAAACAUGUCACACACACUGAAAACUCCAACAGUCAGCUCGCACCACGUACAAACGUAAAUUCGAUCUAUGGAACGGCGCUAGCCCAUGCUGCGCGUGGCGUCUUGU